AUGUCAGACCUCCGUCAAAGAAACACCAAAUCCGCCAAACCAAAGGCCGGAAAUGACAGCCCGGCCGCCCCGCGACGUCGCAAUGAGGCAGCCGCCUCCAAAGCCGGAGGCAUCGGCGUUCUGGAUAUCCUGCGACUAGUGCUCACGCUGGCGGUAGCUUCCUGCGGGCUCUCGUACUAUAUGACCUCGUCCGAGUCGUUGCUGUGGGGGUAUCGGCCGUGGUAUACCAGGUUGCCGGUGUUGAUGCGAUAUCUGCAAGGACCUCUCUACCUAACCCCCUCCCAACUCGCCUCCCACGAUGGCUCCGACCCGUCCCUCCCGAUCUACCUCGCCGUGAACGGCAGCAUCUUCGACGUGUCCGCGAACCCGAUGAUCUACGGCCCCGGCGGCCACUACAACGUCUUCGCCGGCCGCGACGCCACACGGGCGUUCGUAACCGGCUGUUUCCAGGAAGACACGACGGCCGACUUAACCGGCGUGGAGGAGAUGUUCAUUCCGAUCGAGAACGACCCCGAGGAAGAGAAGACGCUGAGCAGCGGGGAGAAGAAGACGCGGCGGGAGCAGGACCUGCGUAUGGCGCGGAACCAGGUGCAGAAGCAGGUGCAGCACUGGGAGAAUUUCUUCCGCAACCAUAAGAAGUAUUUCGAGGUGGGCAAGGUCGUGGGGUUGGAGGAUUUGCCGAAGGAGAAGAGGGAGCUUUGUGAGCAGGCGAAGCAGCAGAGGCCGAAGAGGAAGAAUCUGAAUAAGAAGAAGCAAAAGGAGCAGCAGAAGAAGCAGAAGCAGGGGAACUAA
This is a messenger RNA of Aspergillus melleus, 792 nucleotides long. RefSeq names its product putative heme/steroid binding domain protein. The coding region runs from base 1 to 792 and encodes 263 amino acids. Gene Ontology annotation, cellular component: membrane; endomembrane system. The transcript has 2 exons. Lineage: Eukaryota; Fungi; Ascomycota; Eurotiomycetes; Eurotiales; Aspergillaceae. The record is from RefSeq and is a predicted model, not a curated record.